Oppiella nova is the source of this 423-nucleotide messenger RNA. The record is from the annotation of a GenBank genome assembly. Lineage: Eukaryota; Metazoa; Arthropoda; Arachnida; Sarcoptiformes; Oppiidae.
AUGGACUUGGUGCUUGAUUUGGAAAGGGAUAAACCGUUCACCGGCCAGUGCACCCAUACAUGCAAUAAAACAAUAAUUGAUAAAACAGGCUAUAGGUGGUAUAAUACCCAUUGGACGAACCCAAAGAUAGAGAUAGAUAGAGAGAAAGAUAUGAGUAAUUAUCUCUCAGAGGGACCUUUCGUUGUGUACACAAAGUCCAAUUCCCAUGUAUUCCAGACAUACGCCGGCGGUAUACUAGACAGCCGUGAGUGCAAUACUACCGGCCCUUUGGAUCACAGCCUACUUCUGGUGGGAGAGGGUGUCGACAAUGGGACCGACUAUUGGAUCGCCAGAAAUAAUUACGGUGAGGGUUGGGGUGAAAAGGGUUACAUACGUCUGGGUAAAGGUCAAAAUGUGUGCGGGAUCGGUUUGGGAUUUAUACGU